Messenger RNA from Podospora pseudocomata, 2259 nucleotides. RefSeq lists its product as uncharacterized. The record is from RefSeq and is a predicted model, not a curated record. Gene Ontology annotation, cellular component: cytosol; mitochondrion. Gene Ontology annotation, biological process: glucose 6-phosphate metabolic process; intracellular glucose homeostasis; glucose metabolic process. Bases 441 to 1973 code for a protein of 510 amino acids. Lineage: Eukaryota; Fungi; Ascomycota; Sordariomycetes; Sordariales; Podosporaceae. Gene Ontology annotation, molecular function: fructokinase activity; ATP binding; mannokinase activity. The transcript has 3 exons.
CUCCACGACAUGCUGCCUGCUGAGUCGAUGAUACGUGACAUUGGGACGCUGAUGUAGCCCAAAGAGGCAGCGUAUUCAAUAUUGCUCGUCACAGGCCAAUAUUUUGGCAGACUCGAAGGUGUUUUUUUUUUAUAUGUUUCUGUUUCCCUCUCUUAGCGGCAAAUGCUUCAGGGGGGGGAAGAUUCCAUCGCUCUUGAAUAUCGAAGGUGCCCGUCCGUCGUCGUUCCUGCAGUUUACCAACAGCUAUGGGAAGCACUCCGCCACUUAGCGACUUUCCCAUGGUUAUUUUGUUUUGAAUUCUUUCCAAGCAACAAUAUUUACGCGUUCAGCACGUUUUGGUUCCUCUUGGGCCAUCGACAGCCGUUACCCGAAGUGUUAGAAGCAUCUCGUUCUCCUACAGCAUCUGUACCCCCCCUUGUUUCCUUUGUACAGUCGUCAACAUGGGUUCGACGCUUGAAAUCGACAAGUUUCUCGAGCCACUGGCUAUCGAUGUCCAGAAACUCUCUGGGCUCGCUCGCGAGAUGGCCUUGACCUUUGGCAAGCUCUCAGCCGAGUCGUCGGACAUGUUCCUGCCCACCCCAAUCUCUGAAUCGAUCUUAUCCCCCGAGGUGAGCGCCGGCCAGGACGGCAGUGAUAGCGGUCGUUACCUCGCCAUUGACAUUGGCGGAACCAACCUCCGUGUUGGGUUCAUCGAGCUUCAGCAGGAUUUGGUUGUGGAUGACGCUGGCGUGCCCAGCACCGCCCGCAAGUUGAACCGCCUUCUCGAGCACUCCUGGCCCAUCGGUGAAAGUCUCAAGAACGAGAAUUCGGAGAGUUUGUUCUCAUGGAUUGGCGACCGCAUUGCACAUGUUGUCCGCAAGGGCUGCGAUGCCUUCAGUCUUUCUCCUGACCAGGACCUUCCCCUGGGUGUCACGUUCAGUUUCCCCAUGCACCAAACCUCACUGUCCGAGGCCAAACUGAUGGCGAUGGGAAAGGGUUUUGCCAUCACGUCUAACCUGGAUCUCGGUGGCCACCUGACCACUGGUUAUGAGAAGCACAAGACUGCUGACAUGCCGAACAUCAAGAUUGCUGCGAUUGCGAACGAUUCCGUGUCAACUCUUGUCUCUUUCAUCUACCAGUUUCCCGCCAAAGCCCAUCAGAAAGCGGCCAUGGGCGUCAUUGUCGGCACGGGCUGCAAUGCCACCAUUCCCCUGAAGCUUUCUACCCUGCAUGAGAGCAAGCGCCCGGCUUCCAUCAACGUCUUGCCCGGUCAGGAUGUGGCUACAGCCAAAAUUGCUGUCAACACCGAGUGGAGCAUCAACGGCUCUGCGCCUCCUCUCCGCAAGUUUCGUCUGAUUAACAAGUGGGACGAGGAGCUUGACAGGGCCGGAGAGAUUCCCGGCUUCCAGCCUCUUGAGUACAUGACUGCCGGACGCUACCUGGGCGAGCUGGGCAGAAUCAUGUUUCUUGACUACUGCAUCAAUGUCCUCAAGCUGUCUGUCUCUACGCUGCCAAGCAAGCUUCGUCAGAGAUUUGGCCUCACCACCACUUUCUUGAGCCACUAUUACCACAACAGCCCCAAGGGUAGCAUGGCCGACCAGCUGAGCAACGAGUUCCCGGCCGAGCAUCCCGAGUUUGAGUGGACCAAGACGCUCGAGGCCGUCCUGCACAAGAUUGCCGUGGCGAUUCAGAAGAGAGCUGCCGGCAUCAUUGCUGCUUCGACAAUUGGUUUGCUGAUGUGUGCCGAGGAGAUCCCGGAGCCUGGUGCUAUUUGGAAGAAGGACAUCACUGAGUUGGUGGUUGGAUACACUGGUGGGUGCAUUCAGCACUUCCAAGACUACUUGGCCGACACACAGGCCUAUCUGGAUAAGAUUUUGGCAUUGGAGUUUGAUGGGAAAUCCCCUAUUCGUGUGGUCUUGCAUCCCUGCCACGAUGGCGGUAUCACCGGCGCCGGCGUUUUGGUGCCUGCUGCUUUGGCCAGCAUGCGUACCUGAUGUCUUUUUGAGGCAUGUCGUUCUGUCAUCUGAGGCGUACCGAGGUUCUUUUGAGACCUAAUUAGAUCCUUUCUGCGCGUAUCUAGACGUUUUUGAGGCCCAUUUGUUUGCUAGAUAGGCCUCUUUGAAGAGGUUACAGGCGUCCUGGGGAUAUAGGAGGACCUUUUUCAUGCAGACCAGGCCUGAUUGCAUUUGAGGAAGGCGUGUUUGGUGUUGAGGGAGGCAUCAAAUCGAUUUUCCUACGCAUAUUGUGACUUUUUCAAAGCCCUAUUUUGAUCUUUGAUCC